Mugil cephalus (flathead mullet) is the source of this 800-nucleotide messenger RNA. RefSeq names its product Tp53rk binding protein (gene tprkb). Bases 90 to 617 code for a protein of 175 amino acids. The transcript is spliced from 4 exons. Gene Ontology annotation, cellular component: EKC/KEOPS complex; cytosol; nucleus. Gene Ontology annotation, biological process: tRNA threonylcarbamoyladenosine modification; telomere maintenance via recombination. NCBI's taxonomy places the organism in Eukaryota, Metazoa, Chordata, Actinopteri, Mugiliformes, Mugilidae. The record is from RefSeq and is a predicted model, not a curated record.
GUUCCGGCCGUGUACAGACUGCACGUGAAGCUCGGCGCUAAGCGUCUGCAAAUUCUUAUUUUCUCGUAUUUCGGUCAACGCUUUUCAACAUGCAUCUAACACAUGGGCUGGAGCUUUUCCCCGACCGCAGAGUGACUCAAAUGCUUUUCAAAGAAGUCAAAAAUGCAGCAGAGUUGAGAAAAAGUGCCAUGGAGGGUAAGAUCAACGCAGCCUUGAUCAAUCCUACAAUGCUGGUGGAUACUUUCCAAGUGCUGGUAGCUGCCAAUAAAGCUGUGCAUUUACAGACCAUCGGAAAAAUGAAAACGAGAAGUCUGUACUCAGAGAUAAUCUUCAACCUUUCACCUACUAAUAACAUCUCAGAGGCCUUUAAAAGGUUCGGGAUCUCUGACGGCGAUGACUCUGUCAUGGUGGUUUUGGUGCACAGUGAGGACGAGGAGCAGCUUCUCUCAGACAUCACAGACCGCGUGGACGGACGGCAGGUUCCUGCCCAAGACGUGUCCUCGUUGUCAGACCACGCAAAGAUCAAAAAGCUGUACAAAGUGACUCCUCAGGAGGAGAAGUGUAAGAGUCUGAUUGACGCGGUCGUUUGCAGGAUGGCCACCAAGGACGUCAUGUAGCUUCACCGGGAUACGGCACCAGAACUGUUCUAAUGGAGAAGUUGUAUUUUUGUUAUACGAGAUGUUAAAAUUGUAUUUUCUGCCACAGCUAUGUUUUGUCGCCCGUCAUUUGCUCAACACAAAUUCAAAUCUGAACGUAACAGCCACACUUUAUGUACAGACCAAAAUAAAUGAGUUUUUCCA